This is a messenger RNA of Mesorhabditis belari, 432 nucleotides long. The record is from the annotation of a GenBank genome assembly. NCBI's taxonomy places the organism in Eukaryota, Metazoa, Nematoda, Chromadorea, Rhabditida, Rhabditidae.
AUGACUGGGGCCCCACAGGCUGUGCAAACCUAUGGAAGAAAAAGGACGGCGACGGCAGUUGCUCACUGCAAGAAAGGGCGAGGAGUCUUGAAGGUCAAUGGACGCCCAAUCGAUUGCGUGCAACCACAAGUUCUCCGUAUGAAAUUGAUGGAACCCCUACUUGUCGUCGGCAAGGAUCGUUUCCAAGACGUCGAUAUUCGAGUUCGAGUGAAUGGCGGAGGAAAUGUUGCCCAAAUCUACGCAAUUCGACAAGCCAUCGCCAAGGGACUCGUCGCAUACUACCAGAAAUUUGUGGACGAGCAAAGCAAGAAAGAACUCAAAGAUCUUUUCGCUGCGUAUGACAAAUUUUUGCUUGUUUCUGAUCCCCGCCGCAGAGAAACUAAGAAAUUUGGUGGACCUGGUGCUCGCGCCCGCUACCAAAAGUCUUACCGU